GAAACAGCAAGCCCGCUCUCUCUUUACGGCCCAAUCAGAGUAUCAGACAGCCGUGCCCGGUCCGGCUCUCCAAGCAUUGUUGGACCGUCACGCUCCAUCGUUCUUCUUCUCCACCUCUCUGACUCUGGCUCUCACUCCGGUCUUCUUUCUCUCACCAUAGCUGUUUUUCAUGAAUCAGACAGCCUCCAAUUUGGAGAUCCAGACAAACUUAGUUUGGAUUAGAAAGGACGAAGAAGACUCAAUUCCUGCAGAUACUGCAGAUACUGCAGAUACCAUACCUCAAACGAUCCGUCUGUUCUUCUUCUUUUAGAUCUGUGUUUUCAGAAAUUCAAACAAAAAGGGUUCUUCGCUUUCUUGAUCCCUUAAUAUGCGGGAUUUAUUUACAUCUUCAAUUCAAUCCGGAAGCUAACGUAACUGGUUCUAUUGAAUUCUGACAAGUGAUGGUUCGUCGAUUCUGAGCAUGGAUCUACAACCUUCCCCAUCUCAAUCGGGAAGGUCGUCCACGGACUCUCUUGGCAAUAUCAAGAGCGGAAUUGAACGUACCAGUUCUUCAUCCUUGGCAAAAUCAAUCUCCGAUGCGGGAGGCCAGAGUCUUUCCUCCAUCCUUAAUAAUCCUCACAGUGGCAAGUCCGGUAUCUAUGUCUCUGACGCUUGGGUUGGCUGGUGGUCUUCCUCCUCUUCGUCUGUUGCUGUUCCUGAAUUCUCUCCACUAGUAUCCACCAAGGCAGCUUCCAACGUCUCCAGAUCAGAUUUUAAUCAAUAUUUGUCCUCCGUUUCAGAGCAAUACAGCCGCUUCGAAGACAUCCGCAACCAUUCGAGCAAGGAGGGUCUUGAUUUGGAUGGCAUUGGUGGCCAGGGUGAAGCGCUUGUAGCAUGCCUGCGCGAGGUGCCAGCUCUCUACUUCAAGGAAGAUUUUGCAUUGGAAGAUGGUGGCACCUUUCGAGCGGCCUGCCCCUUCUCCAACGUAUCGGACAACCUGGGGCUGCAGGAGAAGCUCUCGCAUUAUCUUGAUGUGGUGGAGCUCUACUUGGUGAAAGAGAUUUCUCUUCGGUCAAAUUACUUCUUCGAGGCACAGGGACAGCUGCAGGACUUGAAUGUGAAGAUUGUGGAAGGGUGUAAUCGAAUUCAGGAGUUGAAAAAGACCAUAAGCCUUCUGGAUAAGGAUAUAGUGGACUCAGCAAGGCAAAUUCAGGAACUGAACGAGACAAGGAGUAAUUUGUUGGCUCUGCAGCAAAAAUUAAGGCUUAUUUUAUAUGUUAACCAGGCAGUCUCGGCUCUAAAAUUGCUUGUCGCAUCUGCAGAUUGUGCUGGAGCUCUGGAUGUAACUGAUGCUUUGCAAAAUCUAUUGGAUGGAGAUGAGCUCAGUGGGCUGCAUUGUUUUCGCCACCUUCGACAUCACGUUGCAGCUUCUAUCGAUUCUAUAAACAGUAUCCUUUCAGUAGAAUUUAUGCGCACUUCAAUACAUGAAGUCGGGGAUACAGAUGUGGUUAUUUUAUCAAAAACGAAAGCUAGGGCUAUCAUUCCCAUGAAUGGCAAAGAUGACGAGUUUGAGCUGGAUGAGGAAGAGACCUCUACUUUCCGAGACCGUCUUCUCCCACUCAUCAUUGGCCUUCUUAGAACAGCUAAGCUCCCAUCUGUGUUGAGGAUAUAUCAAGAUACACUUACUGCUGAUAUGAAAAGUGCUAUAAAGAAUGCAGUUGCAGAGUUGCUUCCUAUUCUCAUUGCUCGAUCACUGGGCCUGGAGUCAGAUUUUAUUCCCGGAGAACGAACAGGGGAUUCUGCAGAUGGUGGAGGCUCAUCCCUUGCGAGCAAGUUGAGGAGCCUGUCAUCUGAAAGCUUUGUUCAACUUUUGGGUGCUAUUUUCAAGAUUGUAGAGGCACAUUUAGUGCGUGCUGCUGAAGUGAAAAGAUCCAUUGAGUGGAUUAUGUGCAACCUUGAUGAUCAUUAUGCUGCUGACUCUGUCACUGCUGCUAUUGCACUUGGUGCUGCUGCUGCUGCAGAAACAUCACAAGAUGGUGUUGGUUCACCAUUGUCAGUUCUCCAACAUUCCACUCAGCGAAAUGCUAGCAAGGUUCCUUCACUGCAGGGGAAAACAAAUGAUGUAGCAAAUCCAUCAAAUAUGUCUAGAAACUUCAGAGCUGAUGUUUUGCGAGAGAACACAGAAGCUGUGUUUGCGGCAUGUGACGCAGCUCAUGGAAGAUGGGCGAAGCUCCUUGGGGUCCGUGCUAUUCUCCAUCCUAAGUUGAGAUUGCAGGACUUCUUAAGCAUAUUUAAUAUCACCCAAGAGUUUAUAACUGCUACAGAGAAGAUAGGUGGAAGAUUGGGAUAUAGCAUUCGAGGCACACUGCAGUCACAGGCCAAAGCUUUUGUUGAUUUCCAACAUGAAUCACGGAUGACAAAAAUUAGGGCAGUGCUGGACCAAGAAACAUGGGCUGAAGUAGACGUGCCUGAUGAAUUUCAGGCUAUGAUUAAUUCACUAUUUUGUUCUGAAGAGCUAAUUUCUGGGAACCUAGAUGAUACUGAAGCUAAUUUGACAGCAAGCGGCAGUGUACCCAUAAGAAAUGAUGGUUCACUCAUUGCAGAUACUGAGCCACUGAAUACCCAACAUCAAAAGGAAAGAACUGGUUCUGAAAUGUCCAUGGAAGAUAAUGCAGUUGUGAAAUCCUCUCCUGUGGGUGUGACAAACGGAAGAAAUAAAGUUGAUGCUGUGACAUCCUUGGCUCAAAAUACGAAUAAUAACUUAAAGGAGCGUGGAAAAUCUGGUGCGCAAACCCUUUUCUAUGGAGGAGUUAAUUAUCACAUGGUAAACUGUGGCUUAAUAUUGCUGAAGAUGUUGGCGGAGUACAUUGAUAUGAAUAAUUUUCUGCCAACGUUGUCUUCUGAAAUUGUUCAUCGUGUUGUGGAGACUUUAAAAUUCUUCAACACAAGGACUUGCCAACUUGUUCUUGGUGCUGGUGCCAUGCAGGUGUCUGGUUUGAAGUCCAUUACUGCUAAACACCUGGCCCUUGCUAGUCAAGUAAUCAGUUUUACAUAUGCCAUUAUUCCUGAAAUCAGGCGAGUUCUUUUUCUUAAAGUACCUGAGAUGAGAAGGGCAUUAUUACUAUCCGAGAUUGAUAGAGUAGCACAGGAUUACAAGGUUCACCGUGAUGAAAUACAUACAAAGCUUGUUCAAAUAAUGAGAGAAAGAUUGCUGUUUCAUGCACGUGGGCUGCCUCAGAUUGUUGAGAACUGGAACAGACCUGAAGAUGCUGACUCCCAGCCCAGUGAGUUUGCUCGAGCUCUAACAAAAGAAGUUGGCUAUCUUCAACGUAUCCUAUCACGAAAUUUACUUGAGUCGGAUGUUCAAGCUAUUUUCAGGCAAGUCGUUAUAAUAUUCCAUUCACAAAUUUCAGAAGCAUUCUCACGAUUCGAGUUCAAUACUCCGCAAGCGAAGGAUAGGCUGCAUCGGGAUAUUAAACACAUCCUUGGAUGCAUUCGAUCAUUACCCUCGGAUAAUUUAAGUAACUCCGGUACCCCUAACUGGGGGCAACUUGAUGAUUUUUUUGUUAAAAUUUUUGGAGCUGAAGGCUGAAGCUGGUUGAUAGAGUUAAUGGUUUCUUUCUUGAAGAAUAUAACCUGAUUUUAAUGGAACUGUUGGAGAUGUCAGAUCCAGUCUCAGCCUGCACACUUUCGUUCUAUAAUAUCAUUGAGAUGUCGGAUGAUCGUCUGUGGCUUGCUAACGAAAUGCGAAUUUUCCAGGUGGUUUGAUUGUUAAGGUGGAUAAUGGAUAGGAAGAUAACGAGUAUCGAAUUCAUUGUUGCGGCAUUGAAGCCCUUGUUGAAGCAGAAAUUUUGUUGUGAUUACAGAGUGUAUACAAUUCUCUGUUGUUUGAAAUAGUAAACAAGAAAAUAGCCUGGCUCUCUCUCUAGUUUGUUUUAUCCAGUUUUUAUGAUUGUCAAUUAUAUUGCCCACAUAAUUGUAAUUUGCCAUUAAUGAGAUCACCAGUUUCUUUUAUCUUUUUUUUUCAUUCCAACUAAUUGUGCUAAGAGACUUGAGAGUAAUUUGAAAAAAAAACCAUUGCUUCUAAUGGUUAAGUCA
Messenger RNA from Tripterygium wilfordii, 4077 nucleotides. Its product is annotated as vacuolar protein sorting-associated protein 54, chloroplastic-like. Gene Ontology annotation, molecular function: syntaxin binding. The record is from RefSeq and is a predicted model, not a curated record. Lineage: Eukaryota; Viridiplantae; Streptophyta; Magnoliopsida; Celastrales; Celastraceae. The transcript is spliced from 19 exons. Gene Ontology annotation, cellular component: GARP complex. Gene Ontology annotation, biological process: Golgi to vacuole transport; retrograde transport, endosome to Golgi. The coding region runs from base 461 to 3571 and encodes 1036 amino acids.